Oncorhynchus kisutch (coho salmon) is the source of this 2440-nucleotide messenger RNA. Its product is annotated as zinc finger protein OZF-like. The record is from RefSeq and is a predicted model, not a curated record. NCBI's taxonomy places the organism in Eukaryota, Metazoa, Chordata, Actinopteri, Salmoniformes, Salmonidae. Gene Ontology annotation, cellular component: nucleus. Gene Ontology annotation, biological process: regulation of transcription by RNA polymerase II. The transcript has 2 exons. Gene Ontology annotation, molecular function: RNA polymerase II cis-regulatory region sequence-specific DNA binding; DNA-binding transcription activator activity, RNA polymerase II-specific. Bases 695 to 2083 code for a protein of 462 amino acids.
GGAUAGCUCUCCAGGAACAGGGUUGGAGUUAAAACCUACAGGAGGGUAGCUCUCCAGGAACAGGGUUGGAGUGAAAACCUACAGGAGGGAAGCUCUCUAGGAACAUGGCUGGACAGCCCUGCUUUAGCCUAUAGACUAUGGAUCAUUUGAUUGACAUCACACUAAAUGGCUAAAUAGUCACUCUUGAUAUUGUGGUCCAGCAGAGAAUCAGAGAUGAGGGGUGGCAUCAGGCACACAUUGAUAUGUAGCCAAUCAGCAUUCAGGGCUCAAACCACCCAGUUUAUAAAGCCUAAUAAGCAAGUAAUUGUCAAACACUGAGAAAUAUUGACAUGUCACCAAAUACAAAUGGCCUGACCCUCUUAUGGACUAGAUUAAAACAAUACUCAACCCUCCCCUUGACUGACAUUGAAAAAGCACAACCCUCAUUUUCCUCCAGGGAACCAUUCUGUACAUUUAGAUAAUCUCUUAUUUGUGUCAUUUAAAGGGUGAACUUUCUGUCUAAUGUUUUGAAUUCAUGUUUUGUUGUCAAUGUUUAUCUACCUGAUCUGUUGAAAUGAGAUGAUUGAACAACAACAAAUAUAAUAUAUUUUGAGAAUUAAGAAAGCGCCAGAACUGUCAAGAUUGUUUUCUGUUUCUCAUUAUAUCUACAGGACGACUUGAAUUAAGUCUGAGGUUUGUAACAUCAACAGUGAGGAUGAACCCAGCCUGCCACUCUCCUUCCACACUGAGUAGCAACCUACAGUCACUGGGUCCUGAUUGUGACAGUGGGGCCCAGUUUGCUCUGCAGGAUCCAGAGAUGGCAUCAGUGAAGCUAGAAGACUGCAGUCAAACACUGGAGCUGAAUGUCAACAUUAAAGAUGAAGAACAGGAGGAGAAGAUUGGGAAAUCUGUUAGUCAUGGAGACCAUGUUGAGACAUUCUCUACAUCCAGAGAGAAACAGCAGGAAGAUAACAGAGCUAAGAGGUCUCACCACUGCCCACAUUGUGAGGAGAAUUUUCCAAUUCUAUCAAAGCUAAAAGUACACUUAAAAAUACACACAGGAGAGAAUCUGUAUUCCUGUACUGACUGUAGGAAGAGAUUCACAACAUCAAGGGCUCUGACACUUCAUCAGAGAGUGCACACAGGAGAGAAACCUUACUCCUGCUCGUACUGUGGAAAAUGCUUCACAACAUCGUCUGAGUUAACAGUUCAUCAGAGAACACACACUGGAGAAAAGCCUUAUAUCUGCUCUGACUGUGGGAAGAGUUUUUCCCACCUGUGUAACUAUAAAGCACACCAACGUAUACAUGCAGGAGAGAAGCCGUUCUCCUGCUCUGACUGUGGGAAGAGUUUCUCUCAACAGAACCAUUUAAAGUCACACCAACGUAUACACACAGGAGAGAAGCCUUACUUCUGCUCUGACUGUAGGAAGAGUUUUUCCCACCUGUGUAACUAUAAAGCACACCAACGUAUACAUGCAGGAGAGAAGCCGUUCUCCUGCUCUGACUGUGGGAAGAGUUUCUCUCAACAGAACCAUUUAAAGUCACACCAACGUAUACACACAGGAGAGAAGCCUUACUACUGCUCUGACUGUGGGAAGAGUUUCUCUCGAUUGGAUACUUUAAAAUCACAUGAACGUAUACAUACAGGAAAGAAGCGUUACUACUGCUCCGACUGUAGGAAGAGUUUCUCCCACCAGGGUAGCUUAAAAAAACACCAAUGUAUACACACAGGAGAGAAGCCUUACUCCUGCUGUGACUGUGGAAAAAGCUUCACAGCAUCAUUUGAUCUAAAAGUUCAUCUGAGAACACACACUGGAGAAAAGCCUUACAUCUGCUCUGACUGUGGGAAGAGGUUCUCUCAACAGAACCAUUUAAAAACACAUCAACGUAUUCACACAGGAGAGAAGCCUUACUACUGCUCUGUCUGUGGGAAGAGUUUCUCUCAACAGAGUAACUUAAAAACGCACGAACGUAUGCAUAAAGGAGAGAAGCCUUACUACUGCUCUGUCUGUGGGAAGAGUUUCUCUCAACAGAGCAACUUAAAAACACACCAACGUAUGCAUAAAGGAGAGAAGACUCAUCAGUUCUCUCAGACCAGCUAAGAUUAAAUUCACUCCAUCACUUAAUUUUCAUCUCAUUGCUUGACUUGGACUGAAAUAGGUGCCGGAACUGUUUUGUAUUUAGCUUUAAUCAUUCAUAAGUAAAUUAUCUGUUAUAAAAUAUAAAUUGGUAUGUGUUAUUCACUGACAUGUGGACUUAAACUUCAUUGUGUUCUGUGACAUUUUAAUCACUGCGUUGUAGAGACGAUCUCUUUAUCUAUGUAUGUUGCUAUUGUGAGGUUAACACACGUCUAGCAGAUUUAAUUAGUCUGUCAUAGGUUGUUAUUCUAUUCGUAUUAUACGGUUAUUCAUCAGUUCUGCCCCACAAAGGAAAAUGUCAAUAAACUCAGUGAUGCACUU